Ruditapes philippinarum (Manila clam) is the source of this 3003-nucleotide messenger RNA. RefSeq names its product integrin alpha-PS1-like. The record is from RefSeq and is a predicted model, not a curated record. NCBI's taxonomy places the organism in Eukaryota, Metazoa, Mollusca, Bivalvia, Venerida, Veneridae. Gene Ontology annotation, molecular function: integrin binding. Gene Ontology annotation, biological process: cell-matrix adhesion; cell-cell adhesion; integrin-mediated signaling pathway. Gene Ontology annotation, cellular component: integrin complex; external side of plasma membrane.
CAUAUUUUCAGGAGCGUGUAGUGUCAUUGAACACAAUACAAUGCGAUUGUAUCCUCAGUGUGUUGGAUAAUUUAAAUCAAAUAAGUAUUAUUGCAUAAUUUUUUGUUCUUAUAUGCUUGAAAUAUAUUUUAUGUGGAGCUGAAAAUUAAUCUUAUUUUUGCUCGUGAACAGGUGCGACACUAAAUUGUCACCUAACAGAUAAUGGCGGAGUGUCCUAAUAUAAAUUUAUUACACACCUGUGUAAUUUUAUGUAUACAUUUAGUGACAGUUUUAGGAUUUAAUUUAGACACUGUUAUUCCAGUGAUUAAAGAAGGACCGGAUAAUAGUUAUUUUGGAUUUUCUGUCGCACAACAUCAGGAAUUAAAGAGAUUACCAGGAGCACAAAAUUUCGACAAAAGUAGUGUUAUUGGAAAUUAUAUUGUAGUUGGUGCUCCAAAUUUAGAUCUUCAAUUUUCCAACGAGAAUCAUACAGGCGGUGUUUAUAAAUGUAACGCACUUUCACCGAACAGAAACGACUGUGAACUCCUGCUCAGAAAUGAAUACAGUCCAUCAUCUACAGUAGAUAACGGAAGGAACAAUCAAUGGCUUGGUGUGGUUGUAAGAAGUGGUGGCCCUGGCAAAGGAGUUGUGGCUUGUGCCCACCGGUACAAGGACCUGAAGCAGACCGGGAACAGUGUGAACAUCUAUGGUAUUGGGUCAUGCUACCAAAUGACCCAGGAUUUACAAUUUAAUCUAAAUUUAGCCCAGGGGAGGCUUCUAAAACCAUGUCAGGGUUUACCUAAAGGUCAAGAACAUGAAGAAUAUGCCUUCUGUCAGUCUGGAAUAAGUGCCUAUAUCACUGAGGAAGAAAGACUAAUAGUGGGAUCUCCUGGUGCAAUAAACUGGCGUGGAAUGUUAACAGAAGUUGACGUCUCUCCGCAGUUCGGUAUCAAGAAAGUGUACAAAUCUCCAACAUUAGACAGUGAUGCCAUUAAGCCCCCUGUGCCUCUUAUUUCAUAUCUUGGCUAUGCUGUGACAGGAGGAAAGUUUGACAACACCAAUAGGACUUACUACGUGGCUGGUGCACCAAGGAGUCAAAACACUGGUCAGGUUAUCUUCUUCACAGAAAUGACGAGCGGGAAUAUUCUGAAAUAUGAAAACUCACAGAUACUGUCUGGAGAUUUACCGUUCUCCGGAUAUGGACAGGACCUGAUAGCCGUAGAUAUAAACAAUGAUGGAUACGAUGAUUUGGUAGUUGGAUGUCCAUUUUACUACGAGAAAGAAAAGGACAGCAUCAGAAUGGGCGGAGCUGUGUAUGUUUACAUAGGAAAUGGAGACAUGAUUACCAGUUUUACCAAGAAGCAGGUUAUUAAGGGGCGAAGUAUGAGUCAGGACGAGUGUGAUUCCUUGCUGUGUUUACAUGCUAGAUUUGGAUUCAGUUUAGCAAAUGCUGGCGAUCUGAACAGAGACAAUUUUGGAGAUUUUGCUGUUGGUGCUCCAUAUGAAGGGCGUGGUGCUGUGUAUAUAUUUCAUGGAUCUGCUGAUGGGGUCAAGGAAGCUUAUUCUCAGAGAAUCUAUGCUGGUGAUUUGUCAGACACUACUGGAUGGAAUACAUUUGGUUAUUCUCUGUCUGGAGGCAUGGAUCUUGACAAUAAUGACUACCCUGAUCUCCUUGUAGGCAGCUACAUACAAAACAAGGUGGCUUUACUGAGAACAAGACCUAUAAUCAUGCUCCACUCGAAAGUUAACGUGAGCCCGAACAAGCUUAACAUGAGCACUGAUGAUCAGAAAACAUGUGAACAUGACGGCAAAAAAGUGUAUUGCGUAGAAGUGAAACUAUGUCUCCGGUACACGGCUGAACCGGUAGAGAGAUUCGAUGCUCCUGUUGAUAUUAUAUACACCAUCAUAGCUGAACCAGGCAAACUCAGUCCACGAGUCGAGUUUAUGAAAGACGGCAAUAAGACGCAGGAAGUAAAGAAUACAUUUACACUCUAUAAACAAAGAACGACGGGCCUAUCAGCAGACGAUCCUGACGCUACAUUUGCUUGUAUUUCUCAUACAGCUUAUUUAAAGACUCCUAUAAUUGACGUAUGGUCGGCCAUUGAAUUUGGCAUCAACUUUGCACUACCAGAGAAAGAUCCCCCAGUGGCAUCAUCUCCAGAUACGCUCCCGGAUAUCAAUGAAUUCCCAAUACUUGAUGCAGGAAUAAAUUCUGUCGAAAAUCAAAUGGUUAUGACCCAGGUGGAGUUUCUCAAAAAAUGUGGCGAUGACCAAAUUUGCAACAGUAAUUUACAAAUGAAAGUAUCACCCAAACUGAGAAAAGAUGAAGAUGGCAAACUAGUUUUAGAGAUUGGGAGAUCCGAUAUUGUUCGUGUAGAAGUGGAUAUAGAAAACAUGGGGGAGAUUGCGUACCAGACCGAGUUUUACCUGUCUAGACCAAAGAGUCUUACCUGGCAGCAGUCCGACCCCAAAGACAUAGGCUGUGAUGUUUACAAUGACACUUUAAUCAAGUGUCAGAGUAUUGGAAGCAAAGACAAUGGGAAUCCAUUAAAGGCAGGAGCAGUAACUGUGUUCGCAUUACUUUUCCAAGUUGACAGGAAAGCUAUAGCAACUGUAAGGUCCAUUCAGCUGACCGCAUGGGUCAAUACAACGAGUGUUGAAGUAACACCAGCUGCUGACAAAGUUGUAAUACCUAUAGUAGUUUAUGUAAAUGCUGAUUUACAAGUGUUUGGAAUUGCUGAACCUGACAGUGCCAUCUUGUACUCGGGCGAUGUCCGGGGAGAAAGUGCUAUCAAAAAUGAGUUUAUGAUUGGAAAAUCUGUGAACCAUACUUAUACAAUUUACAACAAUGGUCCAGGCAGUGUAGAAUCAUCUGAGAUCACGAUUUUGUGGCCGUACGAGACAGGUAGCAAAUAUCCUCAUGGCAAACAUCUCCUGUAUCUAAUGCAGCCACCACAGGUUCUUAAUGGAGGUGAUGCCACGUGUUAUGAUCAACCAGAUAUUGUCAAUGUUAUAGGUGUAGCG